AGUUGUACCAAAUACAUGGUCUUUGUUUACAGUUUUAGUAUUUAAGUUGCUUCACUUUGGCGGAGCAUCAGGUUGGAUGCUGGAGAACAAGCCUUUGCGACUCUGAAGACUAUUCAGCCAUGCAGUCUGUAUUCCUAAUCCAAGCUCUGCUCUCCAGUAUCGUCUGGGAUCCGGUGAGAAUGACAGUCAUCUUUAGUGUUGCUCCCUACCAGCUAUUUGCAGCGGAGUCACUCAGCGGCACUACUGAAACUGUAGACCCUAAACAAGUCUUCACUGUUCCCCCUGAUCAGGGUCCAAAAGCAAAUGAAAUUGAUCCAGUCGCAGAUGGUGGGAAUCGAGCAAGUUCCCAGAUUGCUGUAACCUUUCCAGCAACCUUUAACGAGGCAGAUGGAGUGGUAAACAAGAACCUUCCAGAAGCAAUAGCCGGGAUCAACACUGCAUCUCAACAACAGAUCACUUCAAAAGUGCUUGCUGAUGUAACUCCAGGUGUCUCAAACCAUCCCACAAUGAAAGAAAAUCCUGGAGAGCUACUGCUCCAAGGCCAGACAGAAAACCUUGGUGGGUGUAACAAUCUUUCUUGUCCAAGAGGUGAAAAAGGUGAUGCUGGAAACCCUGGUCCCAUAGGCCUUCAGGGACCAAAGGGAGAAAAAGGAGAACAUGGUGAACCAGGUGCAAAAGGUGAAACUGGACUGAAAGGGGAUAUUGGAGAGAAGGGAGAAAUAGGUCUGCCUGGGCAAAAGGGGGAGCAAGGUCCAAUAGGGCUCGAAGGAGCUCCUGGCAUAAAAGGGGAUCAGGGGAUCCAGGGAAGAGCGGGGCCUCCUGGCCAGUGGGGGCCAACAGGACUUCCAGGCCGCAAAGGAGAAAAGGGACAAAAGGGGGAUUGUAGACCCGUUGAACCCACAGCCUUUUCGGUGGCUCUUCAGAAAAGGAGACCCUUGCCUUUGCCAGGAGCCCCAGUGAUAUUUGAGAAUGUGCUUCUGAAUGAAAAUGAAGGCUAUCAUGAAGAAACAGGUAUAUUUACUGCCACUGCUGGAGGUUUCUAUGUUUUCAACUAUCACCUGGGUGUUUCUGGGGGGUCAGUAAAGGUUGGGCUUUUCCACAAUGGUCAAAACAUUCUCCAGGGAUCAAGUGCAAGGCAGUUUCCCCAGAACGUUAGCCAAGUUUCUGGCUCAACGUUGGUCCAGCUUUCUGAAGAUGACGAAAUCUGGCUUCAGAUUCUGAAUGCCUCUCAGAAUGGCGUGAUGGUCGAUGAAACCACAGAUUCUGUGUUUUCAGGGUUCUUGUUAUACCCUGAUUCUGCAAAAAUGGGGAGCAUGCACUUGCCCUGUGCCAUCUUUAUCCUAAUAAUCACUAUUGCUAAUCUGAAGAUAGAGGGCAAAAGUACCCCUUUCCCAAAAUUUACUAAGAUAAAAGCUGUUGGAAGGGUAGCUACGGAGAACCAUGAUGCUUCAGAUGCACUACCCACUGAAGAUGGUCUCUUCACUGAAGUAUCCGAAAUGAGCGACACAACGACAGAAUUGUCUUCUCCUAAUUAUGCCUUCAGAACAGCCACCACACUCUUCCCUUUUGAAAAUUUUACCCUUGACUCAUCUGACUUUUUCUUUAACUGCUGUGAUUGCUGUCCUCCAACCCCAGGAGAGAAGGGAGAACCUGGAGAACCCGGAAUGCCAGGUAUUAAAGGAGAUAUGGGAGAAAAGGGCCUUCCAGGUUUACCAGGAGCUCCUGGACUACAAGGCCCAAAAGGAUUAAAAGGAGACAAAGGAGAUAAAGGGGAACAUGGUGAGCAAGGAGCAAAUGGAACCCCAGGAUAUCCAGGCAAACCAGGAGAACAAGGUGAAAUUGGAUUUAAAGGAGACAAAGGAAAUCAUGGUCUGCCAGGAGUUAAGGGACAAAAGGGCUCCAAGGGAGAAACUUGUGAAAAUGGCACCAAAGGAGAAAAAGGAGACAAGGGGGACCUGGGAUUACCAGGUGUGGAUGGGGAAAAUGGAGAAAAGGGAGAAAAGGGAGAUGUUGGUGAAAAGGGUUACUGUGGGGAUCCUGGGGAAAAGGGAGAAAGAGGAGAAAGAGGGGAAAGGGGACUCAAAGGAGAAAAGGGCAACAAAGGAGAUGUAGGAGUGGAAGGUGGACCUGGUGAGGAUGGGCAAAAGGGAGAAAAGGGAGACCCUGGUGUGAGAGGUGAGAAAGGUGAGCCUGGUCCAGUUGGGAUGAUGGGGCCUUCUGGGAUGAAAGGAGUUCCUGGCUUGAAAGGCAUGAGGGGGCCUCCUGGGAAGAAAGGUGCAAGGGGUCCCAAGGGCUCAAAGGGUGAGGCCAUAAGAGCCCCGCGAUCAGCAUUUAGCGUUGGCUUAUCCAAGCCAUUCCCACCCCCCAACACACCCAUUAAGUUUGACAAGAUACUUUACAAUGAACAGGAAGAUUACAAUCCUUUGACGGGGAAAUUUAAUUGCUCCGUUGCCGGGGCUUACAUCUUUUCUUAUCAUAUGACAAUACGAGGGCGGCCUGCCCGAAUCAGCAUCGUAUGUCAGAACAAGAAGAUGAUCAGAAGCCGGGAAACCCUCUAUGGCCAAGAGAUAGACCAGGCGUCCUUCCUUACCAUUUUGAAAUUAAAUGUUGGGGAUCAUGUUUGGCUGGAAGUCACACGAGAUUGGAAUGGGGUUUAUGUUAGUGCUGAAGAUGACAGCAUAUUUUCUGGCUUCCUUUUAUAUCCAGAUGAAAUACUGGACACCUUGCUAUGAAUAUGGCAUGCGGAUCUGAGUGAAGUAUCUGGGAAUAUCCCCUUUUUCUCUUGUUUAUUUUUAAAAGCAUAUUUUCUGAUCCAGAUCAUAGUUUAUAUAUUUAUAUUUUUAAUAAAUAUACACACAUUAAUGAAAAGUGCCUUGAAAUACAUGGCAUUAAUCAGCACAUAAGAAAAUAGAAAUGCAUUUUGCAAAAGGUUAUAGAAAGUUUUCCAAAAGAUUUUGUGUUUUAAUUCUGUGGACAUUAGAUAAUUAAAGUUACCAGUUUUAUCAAUCGGGAUAUCAAUUCAGUUAUAGGAUAUGGCAGACAUGAUCAAGUCUUUUACUUCUCCACUCAUGACCUUUAGAGUUGGCACUGAUAUUUUAUAAUGCAAAUGAGUCUGGAAUUGUAGGAUUUUCCCCAGUGUAGCUUGCAUUAAAUUGCUAAAAUAUCAUUUGAUCAUUUCUUCAAAACACAUCUAUAGUGUUAAGAAAAAUUACUUAUUAAUUCAGAUUGAGUGCUAAUGUAAAACAAUGACAGUUUCAAUCUAGAAAUUGUAUCAUGUAAUCAGUGUAUUAAAGAAAGAGUGUAUCCACUCAUCAGAAUGACUUUCAAACACUUAAAUGAAU
Molecule: messenger RNA, 3341 nt
Organism: Anolis carolinensis (green anole)
Lineage: Eukaryota; Metazoa; Chordata; Lepidosauria; Squamata; Anolidae
Gene: otol1
Product: otolin 1
Exons: 7
Coding region: 120-2732 (870 amino acids)
Molecular function (GO): protein binding
Source: RefSeq, a predicted model, not a curated record